Molecule: messenger RNA, 1662 nt
Organism: Diospyros lotus (date-plum)
Lineage: Eukaryota; Viridiplantae; Streptophyta; Magnoliopsida; Ericales; Ebenaceae
Exons: 7
Coding region: 105-1376 (423 amino acids)
Source: RefSeq, a predicted model, not a curated record
AGGGAGGAAGGAAAGUUUGGUUUAAUAAUCACAAUAUUCACGUCGUUUUGUCUGUUCAUCUUCACAGUUGACCACGUCCCCCUCGCUCGCUUUCAGCAAGAAAGAUGGAUCAGCAGAGCAAAAUCGAGGAACCUCUGCUCUUAGAGAAGAGCGAGGUGUGGAAGUCGUACCAGUACUUGGGAAGGUCUGGUUCUGCAAUUCCUACGACGCCUUUGGCUGGAAAUGAAGUCAGCGUGGACGAGAUACGCUCUGCGGCUUCUUCCGAUCUAUACUACCCUCCUUCUCUCCAUGCUCCCUUGAUCAGCUCGCCGGAGCCGAACCCUAAUGAGCAAGCUAUUGUUUAUCAGGGUGAAUAUUAUGGUGGCACUUCUAAUGAUUAUCAGAGGCAAAUACUGAAUGAAGUAGAAAUAAGAGAACUGCUUAUUGAUCAUGUCGGUCAUCGUUGCUGUUGGGGAAGUCUUCCGGCUCGGACCUGGAAAAUUCAUGCAGUGGAAGACUGUAAUGUGUAUGUUGGAACUUUAGAAACUUUCAUUGAGGAGAGGCAGAAUGUAAGAGAAGUAGAGCCAUAUCUCGGUGGCAGUAUAGAUGGAAAAGAUAAGGGGCCUGAACUUGGAAUUUGGGAAUUAGAUUUAAGGUCUGAAUUCCCAGUUCUAUUCACCCCUCAUAAAGAAUCACGAGCCAAAAUUCCUCAUUCUGAAGCUAUUGAGAAAUGCUCCGGUUGUUCAGGACGAGGAGAUAUUGUAUGUGCCACUUGCAAUGCAGAUCAAGAACCUGGAUUUUACCAGGGAGAUCGAAUGAACCGGUGUCCUGCCUGUUUUGGGAGGGGACUGAUUGCUCACAGAGAUGGAUCGGAUACAAAAUGUGUAAAGUGUGAUGGCAAGGGGAUGAUUCCUUGUGCAACCUGUGGGUCUCGUGGCCUAAUUAAAUGUCAGAUGUGUAAAGGCAGUGGCUCCCUCUUGACACAUAGCAUUGCCAUUAUAAGAUGGGAGACACAUUCUACUCGAAAAGUAAGUGCAACUAGUGGAGCAGCCUCAGUCCCAGAUGAGGUCUUCCACAGAGCCAAAGGCGUACAGUUGUUGAACACUCAAGCCUAUCAGUGCACCCCUGCGUAUUUUGCUGAUUCGUACUUCCUCAACAAGUUUUCCUCGGAGGUAAUUGCGGACAGGACCCCAGUACCCCCCACAGCCCGGGUCAUAUGCGAGAGGCAUACCAUUUCUGUUGUGCCGGUAACUCAUGUUACCAUGCAACAUCCCAGACACAACCGGACUUUCGGGUUCUACAUCAUCGGUUUUAGCAGAGAGGUUUACCUGAAGGAUUACUAUCCGGCUCGGUUUUGCUGGGGCCUGUGCCCGUGCCUGGCGUGGUUGAAGUUAUGAUUCUGCAAGUUUUCCAUCGUCACUCGUCAGAGAUGCACACACACAGCGAGCUUGUUGCUGUUGUUUUCUACAUUUUGGUGAAUUGUUUGGUAUUGUAAAUUUGUAAUAGCAGCUUGUUGCUUUUAAAGAACUUUGAAAGUGAUUGUUUUAUGAAUUUGUUUCCGGGAUUAGAUUGCAGCAGAGCUGCUGUGUUUAUGGGUUUGCGAGAGUGGUAUUUGCCAUGCUUUAUUUCUUUCUUUAUAACCAGUGAAUAAAACAGGAAGUUUACAUAGAAUUUUUACGUCAA